Hyla sarda is the source of this 3013-nucleotide messenger RNA. RefSeq names its product ubiquitin specific peptidase 21 (gene USP21). Gene Ontology annotation, molecular function: cysteine-type deubiquitinase activity. The record is from RefSeq and is a predicted model, not a curated record. Gene Ontology annotation, biological process: protein deubiquitination. NCBI's taxonomy places the organism in Eukaryota, Metazoa, Chordata, Amphibia, Anura, Hylidae. The coding region runs from base 204 to 2048 and encodes 614 amino acids. The transcript has 14 exons. Gene Ontology annotation, cellular component: cytoplasm.
UUUCCAUGGCAACGUUUGUAAAUAGUGGGUGUGGCUACGGGAAGAACGGAACAUGCGCAGGAGACAAUUCAGGGAGGAUGGUGGCGGAUGCUGUGGUUGCUAUGAAGUCGUGAAGGGGAAGGCCGUGAUCCCAGCCCUGCUAUACCGCGCCUACAGGCCGCAGAGAUGUGAGGCACCAGUGUAUCUGGGACCUGCUGGAGACAAUGAGGGCCCCACUAUCCACCCGAUCCGCCAUGCCUCAGGUCGGUGACUCCAGAUUAGCGCGGGGUCGAGACGGCGCCAUCACCUCGCAGUCCGGUGUAGCCGGCAGGGUGAUCACCUCCCUGAGGACCGUCAGCCAAGAACGCUCCGCCUACGCCAGCACGCUCUACACCAAUGGCUCCGCCCAGAAACUGCGGCCACUGCCCCCUCCGCCCGCCCUGGAGGAGAAACGUAAGCCGGACCGUGGGCGCAACACCCAGCGGGCAGACUCCGUCAGUAAGCGGGGGCCAGUAAAGGCCAAUCACAUGAUCAAGGUCACCUGUCCAGCCCCCACCACCAUCAAACCCACCGCCCCGGCCCCCCGCUCAGCUGCCGGUGGUCUCUCCCGCUCAAAAUCUGUCAGUCACAUGGACCUGAGCUCAUCCAAAGAAAAGAUGGAGGACUGGGGCGGGGGUCUGCCUCGGGCGGCGGUCAGACAGCGGAGCGCCUCCUCCAGCCGCAAGCCGCCACUGGACACCGCCGCACUGAAGAGGAGCAGCUCCCUGCGGAGAGUCACCGCCCUGCCCAGCCUGGACCCCCCGAAAACGGGCAGCGCCCCCCGGAGUGAAGGAAGGAAACCCUCUCAGGAAAACCCAGACUCCUGUCAACCCUCGCACGGGAGCCCCCCACCUGACAGCAAGACCCCCGAUAUCACUGCAACCAGGACCCAAGAGAAGGCGUCUCCUCCCCCUCGGGUUCCCGUGCUCGGCUCCGGCCACGUGGGACUGCGCAAUUUAGGUAACACGUGUUUCCUGAACGCCGUCCUCCAGUGUCUGAGCAGCACGCGGCCUCUACGAGAUUACGUCCUGCGCCAGGAGUAUCGGCAGGAGCAGCCGGUCAGCAGCCGGACACAGCAGGAGCUCACUGAGGCCUUCGCCGAUGUCGUUGCCUCGUUAUGGAGCCCGGAGGCCCCGGACGCUGCAAACCCCGCGAGGUUAAGAACGGUCUUCCAAAAAUAUGUCCCCUCUUUUACAGGGUACAGCCAGCAAGAUGCUCAGGAAUUUCUCAAGUUCUUCAUGGACAGGAUUCAUGCAGAAAUCAACAGGAAGUGUCGGAAAACUCCCAGCAUCCUCUCUGAUGCCAAGCGUCCUGUGUCUCUGGAGCCUCCGGACUCUCUCAGUGACGAUGAACGAGCCAAUCAGAUGUGGAAGCGAUACCUGGAGCGGGAGGACAGUAAAGUGGUUGAUCUCUUCGUGGGCCAGUUGAAGAGCUGCCUUAAGUGCCAGUCCUGUGGCUAUCGGUCACCUACCUUCGAAGUUUUCUGUGACCUUUCCCUCCCAAUCCCCAAGAAAGGCUUCAGCGGUGGUAAAGUUUCCCUCCUCGACUGCUUCAGCCUUUUCACCAAGGAGGAGGAGCUGAAUUCGGAGAACGCCCCGAUCUGUGACCGCUGCCGGCAGAGAACAAAAAGCACAAAAAAGCUCACAAUCCAGCGCUUCCCCCGCAUCCUCGUCCUACGUAUCCAACACACAGUCAGCUCUGCGAGUAUUCGCCUCCCAGACCUGAACAGAUUCUCCACCACCCGAUUCUCUAUCAAGAAGUGUUCGGUGUUUGUGGAUUUCCCCCUUCACAGACUCAACCUGAAGGAGUUCGCCAGCGAGAAGGCAGGGAGUCCUGUGUACAAUCUCUACGCUCUGUGCAAUCACUCGGGCAGCGUGCACUAUGGACACUACACGGCCUACAGCAAGGACCGGUCCGGAUGGUUCUCCUACAACGACUCCCGGGUGGCCCCCAUCAGUGAGGCUCAGGUGCAGUCCAGUGAGGCCUAUGUCCUCUUCUACGAGCUCGAGGAGUCCGGUCUGAAGAAGUGAUGUAGUCCUCAGGGGAGGGGCUUCUGGAACAGCCAAUGGGAUUGGCCGGUGCGGCUCCUCACCUGGAGUAUCUUGUGAUUGAAGCAAUAAAAACUCUGCUGUAAACCGUUCGGGUGAUUUUUAGACUGAACUUGAGACUGUUCCUUUAAGAGGAUCAGGUCGGGACUGAUAAUCCAGCAUACGGAGGACUCUGUGGAACCACAAGUUCCAGCCAUCUCGGUGAUAGCUUUACUGUUUACUAGGACAAGGACCAAUAGUGAAUAACUGGGAAUUUUGCACAGUGAUGUCUGCACCUUUAAAUCCAAUAUGGCUGACAAGCCAGUCCCCACUGGGCCUGUUACUCAACUUUCCCAGUCUCCUGAGUGGCAAAUUACUGUUUUCUUGUUAAGCUUCUGUGAAAGCUGUUUCACAUUAUCACCUAGCUUUCCCAGAGCCCUGAAUAAGAUUUGAUCAUCUUACAAUAAAUAAAUACCCAGAUUUGCCAAUGAGAGCUGGGUGAUCACAACCACUAUAGCCGCCCUAUUACUACCAAAUGGGGCAUAACCCAGCUUUCCUACAGUCCCGGCAGCAUAUAAUGAACGGAUACGUUUCCUUCACCAUAUUUCUGCAGGAGCUUUGCCUUUCAGUAGUCUGGAGAAACUGAGUUAGAAUUGUAAUGGGCAUGGACUGGUUGUAACCCAGCUUUCUGAGAAACAGACUCCUGGACUGAUACUUUUUGGGGGGUUUGAGGAAAUGAAUUGAGGCGAGAGGAGCCUCAAACCUCAGUCCCUGGAGAGGAUGGGAACCUGAGCAAUAAGAAGUCCGAUCCCUGCUGCUCCGCCCCCUCUGUGCCCCUCUACGUCCUGCUCUGUGCCCCUCUACGUCCUGCUCUGUGCCCCUCUACGUCCUGCUCUGUGCCCCUCUACGUCCUGCUCUGUGCCCCUCUACGUCCUGCUCUGUGCCCCUCUACAUCCUGCUCUGUGCCC